AUGCCUCACGCAAACGGUGACAACGACUUCAAUGGCCAGGGCCUUGGAUCAGAGCUCUGGAGGCACCCGGACCCAGAGACGACUCAGAUGUGGAAAUUCUUACAGACAGUAAACAAAGAGAAAGGGCUGCAAUUGAAGAACUACAACGAUCUCUACGACUGGAGUAUAGAGCAAACAGCAGAAUUCUGGGACGCCGUCUGGCAAUUCACCGGCAUCAAGGCUUCAGCCCCUUACGACGAAGUAUGUGGACCACUGAGAAAACACCAUCAACAGGAGUUUCCAUUGACACAAAGCAGGNUGCUACAAAAAGAUGCUCCAAUGUUUCCUAGACCAUCCUUCUUUCGCGGAGCCAAGCUGAACUUCGCUGAAAAUCUACUCUUCCCACCUCAAGCACCUAACUCCAACAGUCCAGCCAUCAUUGCUGCCACAGAGACUGAUAGGGAGACAGUGACAUGGGCUGAACUGCGCGAGAGAGUUCGCUUGUGCCAAUCUGGCAUGCUUGCCACCGGUAUCAAGCCGGGAGACAGGGUUGCAGGCUAUGUUGCCAACCACACUAAUGCACUGGUUGCCAUGUUAGCUGCGACAUCGCUCGGAGCUAUCUGGACAGCAAUCAGUCCCGAUACCGGAGUGACUGCAGUUCUGGAUCGUCUUACUCAAAUCGAACCCGUUAUUCUAUUCGCAGAUAACGCCAGCUUGUACAAUGGCAAGACCCAUCCUACUAUUUCCAAAGUGCAAGAAAUUGGCUCUUCAUUGCCCAGUCUGCGGGCGCUUGUCAUCUUCNCCACGGUUUCAUCAGUAUCAGUACAGAUCGAUGUAACCUCCUUAGCAGGAAUCGUGGUUUCGUACGACAGUUUUGUCAGGAAGGACACUGCACCACAAGAGAUCAUCUUCACUCAGCUGCCGCCCGAUCACCCGAUAUACAUUCUCUACAGCUCUGGCACAACAGGGGCACCAAAAUGUAUUGUCCAUGGAGCAAUCGGAACUUUGAUCCAGCACAAANAGGAACAUAUCCUCCACUGUGACAUCCUACCAGGGGACAGGCUGUUCUACUUCACAACAUGUACAUGGAUGAUGUGGCAUUGGCUAGUCUCAGGUCUUGCGAGUGGUGCAACAUUGGUACUGUAUGAUGGAUCUCCUUUCAGACAUGCCUCGGAUGGCAAGUCUGUUGCGGAUGACCUGGCCAUGGCGAAAUUGAUCGACGAGCUGAACAUCACUCACUUCGGCACCUCAGCAAAGUAUCUUUCAGUGUUGGAGCAGAAGUCCGUUAUGCCGAAAGAGCAGGGUGUGUCGUUGAAGACACUCAAAGCGAUCUACAGCACUGGCUCCCCUCUUGCACCUUCGACCUUCCAAUACGUCUAUCAAGCAUUUGGCUCCGUAAAUUUAGGAAGUAUUACAGGCGGCACAGGCGAGAUCCAAGUCCUCGGUCUGGGCAUGGCCGUCCGCGCCUGGGACUACCUCGGCGCAGAUGUAACACCCACAGGCUCCGCCGGCGACCUGGUCUGCACAAAGCCUUUCCCCUGCCAACCCGUCCAAUUUUGGGGUCCCACCGGCGAGUCCAAAUACCAAAGCUCCUACUUUGAAACUUUCCCUGGCGUAUGGCAUCAUGGCGAUUUCAUCCGCUUCAACCCAAAGACUGGAGGACUUUAUAUGCUUGGGCGCAGUGAUGGUAUUCUCAAGCCCUCGGGUGUGAGAUUUGGAAGUGCGGAGAUUUAUAAUAUUCUGCUUAAGCAUUUCCCUGAGAAGGUCGAGGAUGCAUUGUGCAUUGGUCGCCGCCGCGAAACUGAUGAUGACGAGACAGUUGUCUUGUUCCUCAAGAUGAAGGAGGGAGAAGCUUUUGAUACUGAGUUGGUCAAGAGCAUUCAGAAAGUCAUCAGGAUGGAACUCAGUGCUCGUCACGUCCCUGGUAUCGUGGAUGAGACACCUGAGAUUCCGGUUACGACGAACGGCAAGAAGAUCGAGGCUGCCGUCAAGCAGAUCUUGUGU
Molecule: messenger RNA, 1983 nt
Organism: Aureobasidium musti
Lineage: Eukaryota; Fungi; Ascomycota; Dothideomycetes; Dothideales; Saccotheciaceae
Source: the annotation of a GenBank genome assembly